Fopius arisanus is the source of this 1245-nucleotide messenger RNA. RefSeq names its product transmembrane protein 98 (gene Tmem98). Gene Ontology annotation, cellular component: endoplasmic reticulum. Lineage: Eukaryota; Metazoa; Arthropoda; Insecta; Hymenoptera; Braconidae. The coding region runs from base 219 to 911 and encodes 230 amino acids. The record is from RefSeq and is a predicted model, not a curated record. The transcript has 4 exons.
UCUUUUACUUGGUGACUGAUACCGCCACUCCGCCACAGCUGACAGCCGCCUCCCACUGAAAUACAAUUGGUGCCAGGCGCCUCAAUCUCAACCAUUAACAAGCACCAGGAGAUACCAUUCCUGAUGAUGAUUGCAACGAUUGCAACGAUUGCAGCAUAGCCAAUGUGAUCAUAAUUUCAAGUUAUUGUUUUCUCUUUAUUUGUUUUUCCUUUAUUGAAAUGUCGAAUGUCGUGCCUGUGAUGAGCUCACCUCUGUUGAGCAGCUCAAGUGCUUCCACUGGAGCACCAGGGAUGGAAACCGUCGUCGCUGUUGCUUUAGGAGCUCUUGCUGCAGUUUUCCUGGGGGCUUUGAUUGUCCUGCUGGUCAUUUGCAGGAGACAGCGGUGUUAUUACAAGCAGAAGGACUCAAAUGAUCUGAAUUCGGAUCUCCUAGAAGGCGAAAAUGGAUUGGGACUUGGAUUAGAUGUGUGGGAGGGGGAGGAGUGGCUUGCUGGGGCUGAAAGGUGGGUUGACGAUGCCACUGGCUUAGCUCCACCCUGCAUAGCUGUUUUGAGAUCUUGUCACUCAUUAGCUGCAAGUCUGACUGCAAUUGCUGGAACUGUAAACAGUAAUACCGUACCUCUGGAAAUAGUCGAUGUGGCAAGGCGCAUUCCCCCACGUGUAGAUGACGUAGUGCGCAGUUUGUAUCCACCUCUUGAUGCCCGACUCCUGGAGGCAAGGGUAGCAGCUCUAGUUCUUGCUGUGACUCACCUGGCACUCGUUACCAAACAUGGAGUUCCCAAGAGUCAGGCACGAAAAUUAGCAUUCAUCGAUCAGGCACUGCAGGAUAUGGACUCUCAUCUCCUCGUCCUCAGGAAUGCUGCACUCGCUCAGGAAACAUCUUGCAGUAUACCCGCUUCUACUCCAGUUUAAUCAUCGUCUCUGACAACAAUUAUUGAUCGUUGAUAUUAAGAAAAUGUGAAGAACUCUAUUAUACGGUGUAUAUAUCUUUAUUUUUUUUAUUAGAUGUUUAUGGAAUAUUCUUCCAAAUGAUCUGAACAAAUUGAUAAUGACAAAAACUAUCAGCGUCUUCCAAUUUUUAUACAGUAUUAUAUCCAGGAAUAUCCAGGCACUACUGGCAGUUUCCCGAAAUUUACCUGAAAAUAAAGAAUUGUAAAGGGUUCAAGUCUGGGAACCCUUAAAUAUGUAUUACGAUUGAAAUAGACGAAAUCAGAAUAAAAUAUGACAUUAUUUAAUGCUCUCUCAA